GAUGUGCGGAUUAAGUACCUAUUCACUUGUUCCCUUCCUAAACACUCGUCCCCGGUCUAUUGUUCAGAGGAACAAGAUAAUGCAACAUCUCCCACGAACAUUCGCUGCUUCUACCCUCAAAGCUUCCUGACAUGAAAUGUCUGGCCCCAGUAUGCUGCAGACCUAUUCUAAGGUGUCUGAAGUUGCACGGCAUUCUGUCAUUUGUUUCCUAACUUGACAUAAAACAACGUAACGCAUCCACUGUGCACCAAAGCUGGCUAGGGAUUGGGGCAGUGGCGUACAGGGGCCGUUCACCAACAGGGUUCCGAGAGGUCAUCUGUGCACCCCUGCGGGCAGCGCGGCGGGGCCCCUCGCCUGCCUGGCGGGUGUCUCUUUGCGGCUGCUAGGCUUUGGGGGCAGCGCGGGGCUCGGGACUGCCCCAGCGCGAGGCGCUGAUUGGCAGAGCGGGCGCCGCCGUCCAGGAAACGGCUCGGGUUUCAGCGGGGGGCGUGACCCGCCCGAGGAGGCUGCGGCGGCGGCGCGGGCGGCAAGGGGAGAGCGCCGGGAGAGGCGAGCGGCGGCGGCGGCAGGCGCGGAACCGGCGCACGGACGAUCGAACGCGCGGCCGCCAGAGCUCCGGCGCGGGGGCUGCCUGUGUGUUCCUGGCCCGGCGUGGCGACUGCUCUCCGGGCUGGCGGGGGCCGGGCGUGAGCCCCCGGGCCUCAGCGUUCCUGAGCGCUGCGAGUGUUCACUACUCGCCAGCAAAGUUUGGAGUAGGCAACGCCAAGCUCCAGUCCUUUCUUCUGCUGCUGCCCAGAUCCGAGAGCAGCUCCGGUGUCAUGUCCUCGCUGUUCUGCGAUCCCCGGCGCGCGUGAAGCCUCGGAACCUUGGCGCCGGCUGCUACCCAAGGGAUCGUUCUCUUUUUGGAGUUUUCCUCCGAGAUCAUCGCCUGCUCCAUCCCGAUCCACUCUGGGCUCCGGCACAGCACCGAGCGCAGAGGAGCGCUGCCAUUCAAGUGGCAGCCACAGCAGCAGCAGCAGCAGCAGCAGUGGGAGCAGGAACAGCAGUAACAACAGCAACAGCAGCACAGACGCCGCAGAGCCUUGGCUCCUGAGCCCCCUGUGGGCUGAAGGCAUUGCAGAUAGCCCAUGGUCUCAGAAGAAGUGUGCAGAUGGGAUUACCGUCCACGUGGAGAUAUGGAAGAGGACCAGGGAUUGGCACUGUGACCAUGGUCAGCUGGGGGCGCUUCAUCUGCCUGGUCUUGGUCACCAUGGCAACCUUGUCCCUGGCCCGGCCCUCCUUCAGUUUAGUUGAGGACACCACUUUAGAACCAGAAGGAGCGCCAUACUGGACCAACACCGAGAAGAUGGAGAAGCGGCUCCACGCUGUCCCUGCCGCCAACACUGUGAAGUUCCGCUGUCCGGCUGGGGGAAAUCCAACACCCACAAUGAGGUGGUUAAAAAAUGGGAAGGAGUUUAAGCAGGAGCAUCGCAUUGGAGGCUAUAAGGUACGAAACCAGCACUGGAGCCUUAUUAUGGAAAGCGUGGUCCCAUCAGACAAAGGCAAUUACACCUGCCUGGUGGAGAAUGAAUACGGGUCCAUCAACCACACCUACCACCUCGAUGUCGUUGAGCGAUCACCACACCGGCCCAUCCUCCAAGCUGGACUGCCUGCAAAUGCCUCCACGGUGGUCGGAGGGGACGUGGAGUUUGUCUGCAAGGUUUACAGCGAUGCCCAGCCCCACAUCCAGUGGAUCAAGCACGUGGAAAAGAAUGGCAGUAAAUACGGGCCUGAUGGGCUGCCCUACCUCAAGGUCCUGAAGGCCGCCGGUGUUAACACCACGGACAAAGAGAUUGAGGUUCUCUAUAUUCGGAAUGUAACUUUUGAGGAUGCUGGGGAAUAUACGUGCUUGGCGGGUAAUUCUAUCGGGAUAUCCUUUCACUCUGCAUGGUUGACAGUUCUGCCAGCACCUGUGAGAGAGAAGGAGAUCACAGCUUCCCCAGAUUACCUGGAGAUAGCUAUUUACUGCAUAGGGGUCUUCUUAAUCGCCUGCAUGGUGGUGACAGUCAUCUUUUGCCGAAUGAAGACCACGACCAAGAAGCCAGACUUCAGCAGCCAGCCAGCUGUGCACAAGCUGACCAAGCGCAUCCCCCUGCGGAGACAGGUUUCGGCCGAGUCCAGCUCCUCCAUGAACUCCAACACCCCGCUGGUGAGGAUAACAACGCGUCUGUCCUCAACAGCGGACACCCCGAUGCUAGCAGGGGUCUCCGAGUAUGAGUUGCCAGAGGAUCCGAAGUGGGAAUUCCCCAGAGAUAAGCUGACGCUGGGCAAACCCCUGGGGGAAGGUUGCUUCGGGCAAGUAGUCAUGGCUGAAGCAGUGGGAAUUGAUAAAGACAAACCCAAGGAGGCGGUCACCGUGGCAGUGAAGAUGUUGAAAGAUGAUGCCACAGAGAAGGAUCUGUCUGAUCUGGUGUCAGAGAUGGAGAUGAUGAAGAUGAUUGGGAAACAUAAGAAUAUUAUCAACCUCCUGGGGGCCUGUACGCAGGAUGGACCUCUCUACGUCAUAGUUGAAUAUGCAUCGAAAGGCAACCUCCGGGAAUACCUCCGAGCCCGGAGGCCACCUGGCAUGGAGUACUCCUAUGACAUUAACCGGGUCCCAGAGGAGCAGAUGACCUUCAAGGACUUGGUGUCCUGCACCUACCAGCUGGCUAGAGGCAUGGAGUACUUGGCUUCCCAAAAAUGUAUCCAUCGAGAUUUGGCUGCCAGAAAUGUGUUGGUAACAGAAAACAAUGUGAUGAAGAUAGCAGACUUUGGCCUGGCCAGGGAUAUCAACAACAUCGACUAUUAUAAAAAGACCACAAAUGGGCGACUUCCAGUCAAGUGGAUGGCUCCUGAAGCCCUUUUUGAUAGAGUUUACACUCAUCAGAGCGAUGUCUGGUCCUUCGGGGUGUUAAUGUGGGAGAUCUUUACUUUAGGGGGCUCACCCUACCCAGGGAUUCCCGUGGAGGAACUUUUUAAGCUGCUCAAAGAGGGACACAGGAUGGACAAGCCCACCAACUGCACCAAUGAACUGUACAUGAUGAUGAGGGAUUGCUGGCAUGCGGUGCCCUCACAGAGACCCACAUUCAAGCAGUUGGUCGAAGACUUGGAUCGAAUUCUGACUCUCACAACCAAUGAGGAAUACUUGGAUCUCACCCAGCCUCUCGAACAGUAUUCUCCUAGUUACCCCGACACAAGGAGCUCUUGUUCUUCAGGGGACGAUUCUGUGUUUUCUCCAGACCCCAUGCCUUAUGAACCCUGUCUGCCUCAGUAUCCACACAUAAACGGCAGUGUUAAAACAUGAGCGAAUGUGUCUUCCUGUCCCCAAACAGGACAGCACCAGGAACCUACUUACACUGAGCAGAGAGGCUGUGCCUCCAGAGCCUGUGACACGCCUCCACUUGUAUAUAUGGAUCAGAGGAGUAAAUAGUGGGAAGCAUAUUUGUCACGUGUGUAAAGAUUUAUACAGUUGGAAACAUGUUACCUUGCCAGGAGAGGAAGACUGUUUCCUGAUAAGUGGACAGCCGCAAGCCACCGCGCCACCCUCUCUGACCCACCAUAUAUGCUGGCUGUGCCCCAGUUGGACUCAAGGCAGACAGGUGUUCUGCCUUCCUUGUUAAUUUUGUAAUAAUUGGAGAAGAUAUAUGUCAGCACAUACUUACAGAGCACAAACGCAGUAUAUAGGUGCUGGAUGUAUGUAAAUAUAUUCAAAUUAUGUAUAAAUAUAUAUUAUAUAUUUACAAGGAAUUAUUUUUUGUAUUGAUUUUAAAUGGAUGUCCUGAUGCACCUAGAAAAUUGGUCUCUCUUUUUUUUAAAUAGAUAUUUGCUAAAUGCUGUUCUUAGAGUUUCUUAAUUUUCACCGAGCAGAGGUGGGAAAAUACUUUUGCUUUCAGGGAAAAUGGUGUCACAUUAAUUUAUUAACGAAUUGGUAAUAUACGAAACGAUUAAUCAUCUAUAGUUUUUUUUUUUUUUUGUAAUUUAAGUGGCAUUUCUAUGCAGGCAGCACAGAGGACUAGUUAAUCUAUUGCUUGGACUUAACUGGCUAUUGGAUCCUUUGAGAAGAGAAAUAUUUACGAUAUAUGACUAAUUUGGGGGGAAAUGGUGUUUUGAUUUAUUUGUUUUCAACUCUGCUGUCCGAUGAUCACGUCUAGACACCCCAAUGCCCAUGUUUCAAGAAACCUGCUAAACUCUGUCACCCCAGGGUAACAAUUAACCAGACUUCCCAAGACAAAUGGUACCAGCGUCCUCAUCCCAAGAUGCCUUAAUCCACUUCUCUGGAGAACAGACUUCCAUGGGAAUGAUAGCAGGGUCCUCUCGUCCGGCAGCUGGCCUUCUGCCCGAGUUACACAUUCAUCACGUUUGCCUUGCUUCUCAGUGAGUUUUAAUAACAGCUUCAGAUUCUUCAGCACCAAGAGCCCUUUGGGGAAUCUCCAUCCUCUCAAAGGAUAGCAAAAGCCCAGCAUCAUUCGGUUGAGAGUUUGGGACCUCCUUCCAUCUUCUUAAGGGUUUGCUUCUGGCUUCUACCCACUUCUGACAAGACCUCACCUCACAAAAAGAUCUGGCCUAAUAGCUACUACAUCCGACAAGAUAACGCUUAUUGUUGAUUUCCGUAUUCGAGUAUUGUGUUUUGCUUUGGAUACACCCACUCACUUUGCUACAGUCAUGCGACAUGUAUGCAGAUUACACUGAUUUUAUGUGUUUUGAAAUUGGAGAAAGUAUUUAAUAAAACCUGUUAAUUUUUAUACUGACAAUAAAAAUGUUUCUACAGAUAUUAAUGUUAACAAGACAAAAUAAAUGUCACGCAGCUUAUUUUUUUA
Messenger RNA from Mus caroli (Ryukyu mouse), 4835 nucleotides. RefSeq names its product fibroblast growth factor receptor 2 (gene Fgfr2). Gene Ontology annotation, molecular function: ATP binding; fibroblast growth factor binding; fibroblast growth factor receptor activity. Gene Ontology annotation, biological process: protein phosphorylation; positive regulation of cell population proliferation; multicellular organism development. Gene Ontology annotation, cellular component: plasma membrane; signaling receptor complex. Lineage: Eukaryota; Metazoa; Chordata; Mammalia; Rodentia; Muridae. The record is from RefSeq and is a predicted model, not a curated record.